AUUUAUUCGAUAGGUUCAGACAGCAUUAGACUUAUCUUUGGAAGCCAUCCAACGUUAAAAAAUGUCGAUAGAGGGUUAUAAACGAGUUAGAAAUAAAAAAAUAUCGCGUUUUUCGCUUCAGAAUAUGCUAAGGUGUCUUGAAGACCCUGAACACCCUUCAGCGGGUCCGUAUCUCCGCUUUCUGAACCUCACGGGAAACUGGCACCCGAACAUGGAAUUAAAAUCUACCCGUUUCAAACAGUUGGUAUAUUACAUGACCAUGGCCUUUUUCUUCAGUCAAUAUUUAAAAUGUGUGAUCAGCUUAAAUCUCAGUGCUGUCCUUUUCAUUCUACAAACUGCCCCUUUUCACAUGGGUACUCCUAAGACCAUCUAUUUCCGAAAGGAUUAUCAUCUCUGGGAGAAACUGAUCGAUUACAUAUCACGCACAGAGCUGCGACAGCUUUCUGAUGGAGAUGUAGAAGUUAUAGACGUUAUGGACGAGUAUAUUAAGAAGGGUAGAAGAGUAAUUUACCCAUUUUGGUUUAUGGUUAUUUGUUGCAAUAUAAGUAUAUUCACUGAGCCGUACCAGAAAAAUCAAAUGGUGGAGAAUGGAACGGAUAUUUACGUACCGCUUUUCCAUUUUUACGUUCCUUUCAACCAAGACAUUCCUCCAGGCUACUAUUAUUCUAUGGUUCUUCAGACAAUUCUUGGUAAUAUAAUGAGUUCUUACAUCAUCUCUUGGGACUCGUUGGUAAUAUCUACGUUCAUAUUUUUCACCGGUCAGCUUAAGAUUUCUCGCGUCUAUUGUACCAAAAUUAUAGACCCUGAGAGCAAAGAACGGAGUCAUGAGAAUAUUAUAAAAUGUCACCGUUUCCACACGGCUCUCAUCGAGCACCAGAAAUUAUUCCAAAAAUUGAUAUCAUCCGUGAUGUUCCUAUACCUCAUUGUGAUAUCUAUCAACCUAGGAUCCUGCAUCAUACAAAUCUCAAAUGCGUCAGGCGAUUUACCAGUAAUGAUGGGCGCCAUGUUAUUUGUAUUUGGCAUUUUAACCCAACUUUUGAUAUUCUAUUGGUUCAGCAAUCAAGUUACAGUAGAGAGUUUAUCCGUUAGCUCCGGUAUAUUCGAAAGCAAAUGGACAACCAUGGAUGCGAAAACUCAAAAGGAAGUAGCUUUGCUGCAACUCACCACGUCCAAACGGCUUUGUUUCAGAGCUGGACCAUGUAAUGAAAUGUCUCUCGACACCUUUAUUGCGAUCCUAAAAACUAGCUACAGUUUCUUUACUCUACUAAAGGAAACAAAGUAGGAUCCCGAGCCCAAUUUAUAAUUCUACACAACCACACCAAACUAUGUACAUAGUACAUAUAUUUUAAUUACUGAGCCCCUAGUGUAAAUUUAUUCGAUAGCGUGACGUGACGAACGCGUUUGCGUUAAAUCUCAUUUUGUAUGGGAUUUAGAAACAGCGCCCCAAGCGGGACGUUUUGGAAACUCAAAAUCUCAUACAAAAUUAGACUUAAGAGGCUGUCAAUACCUAAAGCGCGCACACUGUCUAUUUGUAUCGGAGUAAAUGAGAUAGCACUGUCGCAUGUUACUGGGCCUGGGCAAGGGAAUAAUAAAAAAAUAUUUAAAUAAAAAAAAGUGGAUUAUUAGUGUAAUAUUUUACUCAACCACGGUUUAGAUAUAAAUGUUUUGAAAUUGUGAUUUUAAUUGCAGACCCAUAAGUCAAAACAAUAAAGACAUAAAACCGUUUAAUUGUGAUUUUAAGACCAAUCUUUGCAAUUAUUUUCUAUCGAGCCGAUUUCGUUCAAUCAUGUAUCGAGUACAACCACGGUCUUUGAAAUAUAAUUAAUAUAAACAUAUAUUUUUUUUACUGGACUAAAACAAAUAGUCUUUCUUAAAAAACUGUUUAAGUAACAUCAAUUUCAAGGACAUUGGGUGUUGACAGCCUCUUAACGCAAACGCGUACGUCACGUUUCGCUAUCGAUUAAAUUUACACUAAGGGUACUGAUCACCAAUUAGAUCACCAUUAGGAAACUAAGUAGCACGUAGAAUAAUUAUUUAGUUAUAUAGCAGUAGGUUUCUGCAUGUACACCCUGCUGCAAAAGUGCACUUUAUAAAUGAAUUCUGUUCAAAGGAUGACUCACGCUAGACCGGACCGGGCCUGGGCCGAGGUGUCCGACACGUAAUUUUCUAUGACGGCUGAUCGGUGAUCAAUUGAUGACGUGGUGCUUUCCAUAGAAAACGAAGCGCUCCGGCCAGGCCCCGACCCGGUCUAGCGUGAGUUAUCCCUUGAUCCUUCAUCCGUGCAAUUCUGCAGCUGGCUGUACCUAGAAAGAAAGUAGUAGGGAUUGCAAUCCGGUCCGGCGGAUCCGGUAAUCCGGCCGGAUCCGGCACUUUUCAGGAGCUACCGGAUCCGGUAAAAAUCACCGGAUCCGGACCGGAUCCGGUAUAAUAAAAAAACGCCUAAAUACAGCACGCGCUGUGCGUUUCAGAUGAGUAAAAGGCAACGGAUACGAAGUAUGAAGUUGAAAUGAACAAAAAGCGAAUGAAAAAGUUUAAAUUUAGUGAGAUAAAAAUAUAUUUAUUAUGACGAUGACUGGGAACAGAAGAGGAUUUCUUCUUCUUUCAUGUUGGUGGCACGAUAUGACGAUUACAUAAAUACUGUAAUAGAAGGAAAAAUGAAAGGAUGGAGAUGCCAUGGAAGGCAUUUGUAAUUUAUGCUAAAGAGAAGGUUAAUGUCGUGUCAUAAUGUUGUGAUACGAGAUUAACCGACUACAGUUGGGCUCAUCAAUAUGUGUGAAUGAAGAAUAUAUGAUAAUAUU
This is a messenger RNA of Cydia pomonella (codling moth), 2798 nucleotides long. RefSeq names its product odorant receptor 49b-like. The record is from RefSeq and is a predicted model, not a curated record. Gene Ontology annotation, cellular component: plasma membrane. Gene Ontology annotation, molecular function: odorant binding; olfactory receptor activity. The transcript is spliced from 5 exons. Bases 62 to 1282 code for a protein of 406 amino acids. Gene Ontology annotation, biological process: sensory perception of smell; detection of chemical stimulus involved in sensory perception of smell. Lineage: Eukaryota; Metazoa; Arthropoda; Insecta; Lepidoptera; Tortricidae.